AUGUCCACACCCGAACCACUCCAAGUAGUGGUGGCGGACGAGAAAGCCCGAGCAGCCUUAAGCUCAAGAUCAUCCAGCGAAUCCAAAGAAGAACCCAAGAAAAAAUGGUAUCAAAAACUCAACCCAUUACGCCUCCAAAAGAUCCCUCCAAUUCCAACAGAGCGAUCAACCUCCCACGAACACGGCGCCUCAUUCUUCAGCAUUAUCUCCUUCCAAUGGAUGUCCCCCCUAAUGAAAGUGGGAUACUUACGCCCACUAGAACUGCAGGAUAUCUGGACCGUCAACCCAGACCGCGCCGUCGAUGUACUAUCAGCGCGGUUAGACGCAGCCCUGGAAAAGCGGAAUGAGAGCGGGACUAACCGCCCGCUCGCCUGGGCGUUGUAUGACACCUUCAGGUUCGAAUUCUUGCUUGGUGGCGUGUGCCAGUUCUUCAGUUGCUUAUUGCUUGUUUUUGCGCCGUACUUGACUCGGUACCUAAUUGCUUUUGCUACCAGUGCUUAUGUCGCUCAGCAUAGUGGCCAGCCUGCUCCCCAUAUUGGUCAUGGUAUGGGGUUCGUUGUGGGUAUCACUUGCAUGCAGGGGCUGCAGAGUCUAUGCACCAAUCAAUUUUUGUAUCGAGGUCAGAUUGUUGGUGGACAGAUUCGCGCGGUGCUCAUUUCGCAUAUCUUUAAUAAGGCCAUGAAGCUUUCUGGUCGGGCCAAGGCUGGUGGGAAAGCUACUGAUGAGGAGAUCAAGGCGCUUGAGGCUACUAAGGAGGCUCUUCUCAAUUCCGAGGAUAAGGGCCAAAAAGGCGAGAAAAAAGACGAGAAGAAAAACUCCGAUGCUGCUGCUACCCCUGGUGGCGUGGCUGGUGAUGGCACGGGUUGGAACAAUGGCCGCAUCACGGCUCUCAUGAGUAUCGACGUUGACAGAAUCAACUUGGCUUCUGGCAUGUUCCAUAUGAUUUGGAGUGCACCCGUCACCAUCAUUGUCACAUUGGUCCUUCUCUUAGUCAACAUUGGUUACAGUUGCUUGUCAGGCUAUGCUUUGCUAUUGAUCGGAAUGCCGCUGCUCACCUUUGCCAUCCGAUCAUUGAUCAAGCGUCGCCGAGACAUCAACAAAAUCACCGACCAGCGCGUAUCACUCACACAGGAAAUUCUCCAAGCUGUCCGGUUCGUCAAGUACUUUGGUUGGGAAAGUAGUUUCCUUGGCCGGCUGAAAGAACUGCGUGGGCGAGAGAUUCGAUCCAUCCAGACAUUGCUGGCCCUUCGAAAUCUCAUCCUUUGCGUGUCCAUGUCUAUUCCCACGUUCGCUUCCAUGUUGGCCUUCAUCACCUACGCCCUUUCAAAUCAUAAUUUGGACCCCGCGCCAAUUUUCUCAUCAUUGGCUUUGUUCAACUCCCUGCGUUUGCCGCUGAACAUGUUGCCUAUGAUUAUUGGUCAGGUUACCGAUGCUUGGACUGCCCUUAACCGUAUCCAGGAGUUCCUUCUUGCCGAGGAGCAGAAAGAAGACAUUGAAGUCGAUGACAAGAUGGAGAAUGCCAUUGAGAUUGAACGUGCUUCAUUCACUUGGGAACGUCUUCCGACGGAUGAAAAGGAUGCCGAAAAGGCUGAAAAGGCCCAAAAGGCAGAGAAGAAGUCUCCCAGCCCCAAAAACCCCCAAGGAGAAUUCACUGUGGAGAAACUCUCGGAGCCCUUCAAACUGAAGGAUAUGACAAUUGAAGUUGGUCGAAAUGAAUUGUUGGCCGUGAUUGGAACCGUGGGCUGUGGCAAGAGUUCUUUGCUCUCAGCCCUUGCAGGCGACAUGCGUGUGACCGAUGGUACUGUUCGACUUAGUACCACCCGCGCAUUCUGUCCCCAGUAUGCUUGGAUUCAGAAUACCUCUGUGCGCAACAACAUUCUAUUUGGCAAAGAGUAUGAUGAGACUUGGUACGAGCAAGUGGUUGACGCAUGUGCUCUGACUCCGGAUCUGGAGAUUCUUCCAAAUGGCGAUCAGACUGAGAUUGGAGAACGGGGCAUUACCGUGUCUGGAGGACAGAAGCAGCGUUUGAACAUUGCCCGAGCAAUCUAUUUCAAUGCGGAAAUGGUACUCAUGGACGACCCGUUGUCGGCUGUCGAUGCUCACGUUGGACGUCACAUAAUGGACAAGGCGAUUUGUGGGUUGCUCAAGGAUCGUUGUCGCAUUCUGGCCACACAUCAACUCCACGUUCUCAACCGAUGUGAUCGGAUUGUUGUUAUGGACGAGGGACGUAUCGAUGCUGUCGAUACCUUUGACAACUUGAUGCGUGACAAUGCACUCUUCAAGCGGUUGAUGUCUACUUCCAGACAGGAAGACACAAAAGAAGAGGAGAGCGAAGCAGUUGAUGAAGCCGUCGAAGAAGCCGAAGAAAAACAACCAGUUCCUAAAAAGACCUCACCUGCAAAGCCUAGCGGUGCCUUGAUGCAGAAUGAAGAAAAAGCCACAGCAUCCGUAGGCUGGAGCGUUUGGAAAGCCUACAUCCGGGCAUCGGGCAGUUACCUCAAUGCGGUCAUGGUCUUGAUUCUAAUCGCAGCUGUCAACGUCGCCAACAUUUGGACUAGUCUCUGGCUUUCAUACUGGACCUCUGACAAAUACCCCAGUUUUUCGACUGGCCAAUACAUUGGAGUCUACGCUGGUCUAGGUGUAAGCGUUGCAAUUUUGAUGUUCUCCUUCUCCACCUACAUGACCACUUGCGGCACAAACGCGAGUAGGACAAUGCUUCAGCGUGCUAUGACUCGUGUGCUCCGUGCUCCUAUGAGUUUCUUCGAUACCACGCCCCUUGGACGAAUCACCAAUCGUUUCUCGAAAGAUGUCACCGUCAUGGAUAAUGAACUUUGUGAUGCGAUGCGGAUCUAUUCUCUGACGAUGACCAUGAUUAUUUCGGUUAUGGUUUUGAUUAUCGUCUUCUUCUAUUACUUCGUCAUUGCACUUGUCCCACUCACCAUCCUCUUCGUCCUGGCUUCCAACUACUACCGUGCCUCCGCACGAGAAAUGAAGCGUCACGAGGCGGUUCUGCGAUCGAUGGUCUACGCUAAGUUUGGCGAGGCUAUCACUGGCACAGCAUGCAUUCGUGCAUACGGUGUCCAGAACCAAUUCCGCCGCAGCAUCUGUGACUCAAUUGAUGUGAUGAACGGAGCUUACUUCCUGACUUUCUCCAACCAGCGCUGGCUCAGUGUUCGACUUGAUGCCGUGUCCACUGGAUUAGUCUUCGUGACUGGUGUAUUGGUCGUCACUUCUCGGUUCAACGUCUCGCCCAGUAUCUCUGGACUGGUCCUGUCCUACAUUCUCUCUAUUGCGCAGAUGCUACAGUUUACCGUUCGUCAGCUUGCUGAAGUUGAGAACAAUAUGAAUGCCACAGAGCGUCUUCAUUACUACGGUACUGAGCUAGAAGAGGAAGCACCCUUGCAUCAAACCGAGGUGUCCGCCAGCUGGCCCGAGAAAGGUCGCAUCACGUUCACCAAUACAGAGAUGCGUUACCGGGCUGAGCUGCCCCUUGUCCUGAAAGGUCUGAGCAUGGAUGUCCAAGGCGGCGAGCGCAUCGGAAUUGUCGGCCGUACUGGCGCCGGAAAGUCAAGCAUCAUGUCGGCACUAUUCCGCCUGACCGAGUUAUCAGGGGGAAGCAUCCAAAUUGACGGAAUCGACAUUUCAACUGUCGGACUGAACGACCUUCGAUCCCGUCUUGCCAUCAUUCCACAAGACCCAGCCCUCUUCAAGGGAACCAUCCGAUCAAACUUGGAUCCAUUCAACGAACACAAUGAUAUCGAACUAUGGAACGCCCUGCGCAAAGCAUACCUCAUCGGCCAGGACCAAGAACUAGAAGUCGAAGGCAAAGCCUCCGCACCAGCGGUUGAAAGCCCGGCUGUCGGCAGCGAGGACGGCAAGCGCCAGAAAAAACGGCUGACACUCGAAUCACCCGUCGACGAAGAAGGUCUCAAUUUCUCCCUCGGACAGCGACAACUAAUGGCCCUUGCUCGCGCGCUGGUUCGCGAUGCGCGCAUCAUCGUCUGCGAUGAAGCUACCUCGUCUGUCGAUUUCGAGACUGAUCAGAAGAUUCAACGAACCAUGGCGCAGGGCUUUGAGGGCCGCACCUUGUUGUGUAUUGCGCAUCGUUUGCGUACAAUCAUUCACUAUGAUCGGAUCUGCGUUAUGGAUCAGGGCCAGAUUGCCGAGAUGGGUGCGCCGGUUGUUCUGUGGGACAACGAAGACGGUAUCUUCCGUGCGAUGUGUGAUCGCAGCGGAAUCACACGCGAGGACAUUCUCAACGCUGAAUGA
This is a messenger RNA of Penicillium antarcticum, 4269 nucleotides long. Its product is annotated as ATP-binding cassette transporter YOR1. Gene Ontology annotation, biological process: transmembrane transport. Gene Ontology annotation, molecular function: ATP binding; ATP hydrolysis activity; ABC-type transporter activity. NCBI's taxonomy places the organism in Eukaryota, Fungi, Ascomycota, Eurotiomycetes, Eurotiales, Aspergillaceae. Bases 1 to 4269 code for a protein of 1422 amino acids. The record is from RefSeq and is a predicted model, not a curated record. Gene Ontology annotation, cellular component: membrane. The transcript has a single exon.